This is a messenger RNA of Papaver somniferum (opium poppy), 1554 nucleotides long. RefSeq lists its product as uncharacterized. The transcript is spliced from 8 exons. The record is from RefSeq and is a predicted model, not a curated record. Lineage: Eukaryota; Viridiplantae; Streptophyta; Magnoliopsida; Ranunculales; Papaveraceae. Bases 473 to 958 code for a protein of 161 amino acids.
AUAAGCUCAUAAUUUUGUUGGUUUUCCUUCUCCUUCGGUUUUUUUCUUCCUCCAAGUUCAUAUCGAAACUGCUCCCAUGUUCUUCUUUAGUUCAUAUCGUUUUUACCAUCAUAAGAAGAUUUAGGUUUUUUAUUCCUCUUUCAAGUUAAUUUCUCCCCAAAUUCCAUCAAUUCGAUCGCAAAUCUUUCGUGGCUCUUUUUCGUAUUUCGAUUGACUUUUUAAUAUCAAUUUUCUGUUUUUUUUCUUCAGUUGUAGACUUGUAGUUCAUCUUAGGGCAACUGGUGAUGCUCCAAUACUUAAACAAGCCAAGUUCAAGGUGCUUGAUUCUGGUUCUGGUCGAGCUGGUUUGUGGAUUUCAAACAGGUUGGGACAACAUUGACAUGACUAUAUCUUUUUGAAGGUUAACUGAGAAGUUGGGGUUUAUUUGAAUCACUUGAAUUGAUAUUUGAAAGGAGAAAUUGUCUUUGUCGAAAUGGAGGAUACGUUGUUUUUCGACAGACUGAUCAGCAAUCUUCGCUCAACUAGCAAGUAUUACACUGGUUAUCCAAAGGAUCUUGGGCCUUCUAAAAUUAUUUCCUUCACGUCAGAGCGUGAAUUUGUACAACUUCUGCACGAAGGUCAGCCUGUGGCGGUUGCAUUUACAAUCAAAUGUCCUUUCACCAAGCAUUUUGACAAAGUAUUGGAGGAAGCUGCAUCGAAGUUUCAUCCACACGUAAAGUUUAUGCGUGUUGAAUGUCCUAAGUAUCCUGGAUUCUGUAUAACUCGUCAGAGGAAAGACUAUCCUUACAUCGAGAUAUUUCAUAGUCCACAACAACAAGAAGCUAACCCAGGAAAGGCUUCUGAUGCAAAUACAACAAAAUAUGCAGUUAAAGUUCUCCCUUUCAAUUACGAUGUUAGUACAUAUGGGUUCAGGGAGUUCUUCAAGCGACAUGGAAUUCAAUCUUCAGAACCAAAAUGAAGAACUUGGGUGUGGAAAAAAUGCUUAUAUUUUCGUGGCAGUUUACUCAUCUUGGAUAAUAUAUUAAGAUUUAAUUACAUUUAAGUCAAGAUUGUCUGUUUUUGGAAACCAAAGUUGUGCUGUUUCAGAUCUGGCACUUGGACCUUUAGGGAACACUGUCUGAUGAUUAACCAGGAAAUCCAGUUGUAUAAUAAAUCAGGAAUACAAACGGCUUUGCAAAUUGAAGUCCAUAUAAGUGGAGUAUGUCCCAGCAGAGCAACAUCAUGAACCCUGUUACAGAAGGAAUAGAAAUGACGAGAAAGAAGCUAAAACAACACGAGAACAUAACCCAGAGAGCAAUUUGUUUUUGGUGCCACCACAUUUCUGUUCAACAAUCCGUGGUUAAUAACUUGUUUCGAGUGUAUGUUUUUUUUUUCUUCUUCUUCGUCUUGUUUUCUCAUUUUUACAUGUAUGUCAUUUAUGUAGUUUCUAGAUUAUGUUUGCUUCUGGAAAGUACAAUAGUUCUAUCAUGUUAUCAAAUACGCCAUAAAAAUAAUAACUUAUACAGGAAAGAUCAUUAAUGGAGAUCCAACUCACUUAGGUCUUGCUUUUUCUCA